GAAAAAUUAAGUAUUUCUUGAUACGUUUUAUAUUAUAAUAAAAAUUUAAUUAUGUACACCGACGAAAAUUCCGAUAAAGAAUGUGAAUUUGACGAAAUUAGUCCCGAAGACAGUCCGAAUGUUACAAAGAAAUCAUUAUCUACCGUUGGCUUUAGAAAUACUAUGGAGAAUCAAGCGCGGCCGAUGGCUCUAAGAGCCACUCAGUCUUUCACGGGGGCAGUGGAGGAGUUACGGCUUGGCUCAAAUUUCCAGCGAGUAAACCUUUCAAAUAGAGUUACACCCAUCUCCAAGUCAACACCUGUAUGCCCUUGUGGAUGCCUUUUACGGCCAGCUGUAAGAGGCCCUUUCCGGACUAGAGAAAUAAAUACCUUAGCACUUCUCGUUGUUGCACCGGAAGUUCUAAACCAUCAUGGCUACAAUUUCGAACCGAAUCAAAUCGCAAUGUUCUGGAAGAAAGAUUGCAGGAAAUUUCUUUGGAAGGGGAAAUCAAAAACAUAUUGACUUUUUAUUUUUUGGAGUUUAUUUAAAAUAAAUAUCUAUUAAGACCAACAAUAUCUACAUCUACUGUAAUGU
This is a messenger RNA of Pieris rapae (cabbage white), 573 nucleotides long. RefSeq lists its product as uncharacterized. Lineage: Eukaryota; Metazoa; Arthropoda; Insecta; Lepidoptera; Pieridae. The record is from RefSeq and is a predicted model, not a curated record. The transcript has a single exon. Bases 52 to 501 code for a protein of 149 amino acids.